UGGGCUGAAGAACUGGUCCUGCAGGUCCACCCGGCCGGCCAGAGGGCGUUCGUUGCAAGCAGGUUUGAAAUUUCCCAGCGCAUUGCUGUCUCUGAAAGCAAGAACACAGUGGAGGGAGACGACCAAACGAAGCAAAUUGUGGUGGUUGCCGGAACGGCGUUGUUUGGGUGGCGCGGCAAUGUCGAUGGGGACUGACAGCACUUGGGUUGGGAAGAAACCGCUGCGGCGCAUCGGCGGCAUGUCCGACGCCCUCUCCAUCGCUUCGGAUCUCGGCUUCUCCGUUGCCGCUCCUCAUACUCAGGAAGAGCUUCAGAACUUGUCCAGUGGUACUGGUGAAAAGGGUGAUGACUUGAUAAAGGUUCUAAGGGACCUUACCUCUGUACAGAGAAAAAUAACCGAUCUGCAAGUUGAACUCCAAGGGAGAAAGGAUGAUAAAAACGUAGCACAUUUGACACAUGCGAGUGAAAUGGAGAAGAAGUGCGAAACUUUAGCAAGGAUCACUACCAUUUAAGAUGUAAUUCAAAAUAAGGAUCGCAUCAUAGCCCGUCUUCAACAACCAUAUUCACUCGAUUGCAUUCCAGUAGAAGCAGAGUAUCAGAAACAGUUCUCUGAAUUAUUGAUGAAGGCUGCUGGUGAUUAUGGGGCCUUGACAGCAUCAGUUGCAGAUUUCCAGUGGAGUCAGACAUUUAAGGAGCCUCCUUCUGUUUGGGGGGAAAUGCUUCGUCCAAUUCCUGUGGCCUUAGCAUCAUGCACCCGGUUCUUUGAAGCAAUGUCUGCCAUGAGGGAAUCAUUUUCAACACUUCAGCAUCUCAGAGUUGGUCAUACUGAUGCGUCAUCACCUAUAACACCAGGCAAGGAUUCUUCCCGAAGAAUACCAGGUGAUUCCGAAUGCGUCACUCCACCUCCUUGGAGAAGUGAACCAAGCUUUGAUGACUUAGCUAUCAGAAGCUCAAGGAAGCCUGAAGUCGAGCAUCAAGAAUCAGAGGAUGAAAACAGUGGGGUGGAUGGAGCUAGCCACCGGAGAUUGUCAUGGCCUCCGUCAGUUAAAAACAACGGUGUUUAGUCAGACUGAUAUUCGUUGCCUGUGACUCAGUGUAUGUGUUUGUGUGAAAUAGUCAUUGUAAUAGGCCUCUGCAAAAAAAAAAAAAAAAAAUUGUGUGGAAAUGUUUUGAGUUAAUCCCGCCAAACUUAUGUUCUUUUCGUAGGAUUUGAUCGGCAUUUUUGUAUCACGAGCAGAUUUCGUUGGGUUUUAACAAUUGUCGUUAAUGAGAUUUGAGCUCGAGAAGUGGAGGUUGAGUGUUGAGUGUCGAUAAACCAAAUGAUCAUGUGAGGAUCUUGUUAUUCUUUGACCUUGUAAAAAUGAGAUAUUCAGAAGUCA
Molecule: messenger RNA, 1378 nt
Organism: Pyrus x bretschneideri (Chinese white pear)
Lineage: Eukaryota; Viridiplantae; Streptophyta; Magnoliopsida; Rosales; Rosaceae
Product: AUGMIN subunit 2
Biological process (GO): microtubule organizing center organization; microtubule nucleation; spindle assembly
Cellular component (GO): mitotic spindle microtubule
Source: RefSeq, a predicted model, not a curated record